AUGGCCUCCUCUCGCCGAGGACAACCCUCCCUCUCGGUCCGCAUGCCCUCGAACCAACCCCUCGACCGUCCUCCCAUCGACGCACUAUUCCUUAUCCACUUCGACGUCAAGGCCGGUUACACCAUCCUCUGGAAGCAGUCCGCCCCGGGCAUUGAACUCGAAGGCCUCGUCGAGUACAAGUCUCUGCCCUCGGGCCUACACACCGUCUCUGAGGAUCUCAUCUACUUUGUCCACGAUGGCGGCCACGCCGGUCUUAGCGCCUUCGUCAACAUGCCCUGCGAUGAGGAGGAAGCUCGUCAUGCUAGAAUGAUCGCCGUUGGCGUCCUGGUCCCUCUGAGCUACGGUCGCUUAGGUCGCGCCUGGAGACAUGCAGAGGCUCUGAAGGAAAUGGCCGCGAAACUCGCCGAGGACCGCAAGAACACCAGCAUUCUGGAAGAAUACUGGACCGCCAAUCGCGAGAAGCAAGGCCAGGGGAACCGACGUCUCUCGGGUGAGACCCCCGUGAGCUCUCCGUCCCUCCAUUCACAACCUUUUGGCCGCAAAGGCCACAGCCGGAACCGAUCCGCCUCGGACGGCGCCUCCCUAAUACCUACCGGCAAUACCCUCUCGCCAUAUCAUCCCGCGUGGAGCUUGACCAGCCUAUUGGACAAGUUUGGUCCUCUCAUUUUUCCUAUACACCGCGCUGCCUUGCUGCGCAAGCGCAUUCUAAUAUCAUGUCAUGCGCCAGUUCAUGAGAUUUGCGAUUUUGUUUAUAAUAUCUCUGUGCUUUCAAAUAUUCCCUUGUCCGUUACCGAUAUCCUCCCCACUUCGACCUCGACACAGCGCUUAAGGCCCUUGUUCUCUAUUGGUGUACACGACAUCCCUUUCCUCAUGGAGGAUUUUGAGGCCUCCAAGAGGGAACGCAGUAGCGAGGAUGCGGUGGACGAUGAGGCCGGCUCUGGGUGGAUCGCAUGUACCACUGACAGCAUCCUCGCCAUGAAGGAUACUCUGUGGGAUAUGCUCAUCACCAUUCCUCCGGACUACGCCUCUAAUGCUGUCGAACGGGUCUGGCCUGUGGUAGAAUGUCCACGGGGGCAGCCCAUCAAGGCCACUCAGCGAGAUCUACGCCGCUUCACUUCUCUCAAGAAUGGCCUGGCUCGUCUAGCAGCUCCCCUCUCAACUCCCAAUGCUGCCCCUGAGUCUCCUGAGUCAGAACGACGCGUCUCCACUCAUUCAACCCGCGUCGUGCGUGAUCCUCGCGACGAUGCUGUAGAAACCAUCGUCGAGCCAUUAAGCUGGGCAGCCCUGGCAUAUAAUGGAUACAUGUGGUGGGCCAGCGCCGGUGAGCAGCUCAGGUCUGAGCAACAGGAAGAAGCAUCUCGCGACGCUGCUCUACUGGCCGAUUUAGGUCCUUCAUCAAUGAGCAUGCCUCGCCCGAGCUCUCGUUCUGAGCCAUUAUCCGAAUCUCUCACCUCCCUCACAGCACCCAGGCGUACCAGCCACGACUCGGACGAAGCCCGUGUCGAACUCGCCAUAAUCGCCUAUUUCCACCGUCUCACAACCCAGAUCCUCUCCGUACUAGGUGAUCUGGCCGACAGCCAGGACGAACCCUACACUGACCACGAUGACGAUGAGGAUCUAUCACAAGGCUCUGGUGAGCGGACACCUCUCCGUCCAACAGAAGCCGAUCUCGACGAUUUGGACGCCGACGCCAUCCGGGUCGACAGCCACGCCGUGGAAAACAUGGGCCUCGACGUCUGGAGCGACAGCGACUCACUCUUUGUCCGCGAGCUAUCAACCCUCUACUUUGGCCGCUCAGCCCGCAUCGAGGGCAAGGGCGUCGAAGUCUGCGGCGUGAGGGUCUGUUGA
Fusarium keratoplasticum is the source of this 1848-nucleotide messenger RNA. RefSeq names its product DUF4484 domain-containing protein. NCBI's taxonomy places the organism in Eukaryota, Fungi, Ascomycota, Sordariomycetes, Hypocreales, Nectriaceae. The transcript has 3 exons. Gene Ontology annotation, cellular component: lipid droplet. The record is from RefSeq and is a predicted model, not a curated record. The coding region runs from base 1 to 1848 and encodes 615 amino acids.